Pestalotiopsis fici W106-1 is the source of this 1962-nucleotide messenger RNA. RefSeq lists its product as uncharacterized. Bases 1 to 1962 code for a protein of 653 amino acids. Lineage: Eukaryota; Fungi; Ascomycota; Sordariomycetes; Amphisphaeriales; Sporocadaceae. The record is from RefSeq and is a predicted model, not a curated record. The transcript has 2 exons.
AUGGCCCCUCAGAAUCGUGUCGGCAAGCGCCGAACCAGUCUCUUCGACGCAAUCAAUCGCAUCGAAGACGACAGCGACGAGCAAAUCUUUGCAUUAAUGCGACAAAUCGGUGAGAGCGAGGUCGCAUCCGAGGGCUUCCGAUAUCAUUCGUCGGCAACACAGGCCGUACAAGACCGCGUGCUCAAGGCCUAUGAGAUGUUUUUGCGCAAACUCAGGAUUCUCCCUUCCCAAGAGGAGACGGACCAGAUGCCAGAAGAUGAAAAGGAUGGCAUCAUGUUUCCUAUCGACGAGAACAAACUUUUGAAACAGCUUCGGUUCUUUGUUAUCUUUGUGGCUCAGGAGACAUCUGGCAGAUCGGCUGACUCACUGUCAUACUUUGCUUUAGCAAAGUAUCGAGCAGCAUUGCUCUUCUGGAACAAGCAGCAAGUAGGUACGCCAAACCGAAGCUUGAUCUACAAUAAGAUCACUGAAUCGUUGCGAUACAUCGCAAAAGAGCAUGGCAUCAUCAAAGGCAGCCUAAACCCGAAUCGAACGGAGAUUGGCCUGCCAGAGUUGCGUCAGUUAAUCGACCACGAUCUCAGCACGACCUCAUACAUCGCAGUAGCAGAGGGCCACCAAUUGGCAUGGUGCCUGAUGAGACUCUGUUGCUUGCGGCCAGGAAGUAUCGGAUGGACCAGCCAAGACCAUAAACGCGACAAGAAGUACCUGGUCUGGCGAGAUAUUGAGAUCUUUCGAGGUGAUGUGGCAGGAAGCUUUAAUGUCACAAUUACCUUUCGAUCAUUGAAGACGAACUUUGAAGAUUUGGAGAAGGCCAAUCAGAAAGCUCCCAGCCUGGACACUGUUCGAGUCACCCUCCCCUCCCCUCGGUCUCAUGACCACCUCAUCUUUUCCAUCCCACACAGGCUACUUGUUAUCGCGCUGCGUCGAGGCAUAUUGGCAGGUUUUGAUGAUUUGGAUAGCCUCCUGGCCGGCACAACCCGCCAGAUUCACUUCAAGAAACAAACCUUGGAUCAGCCUGUGAUCCGUGCUGGAAAGGCUCGAGGCCUAGGCAUAAGCGAGGAUCCCGCCUCUGCCCAAUCCCUCUCAGAGUACCUCAGAACGCGAGGUGCGGCGAUUGGAUAUGGUGAGCAAAUAACUUCCUAUUCCAUUCGUCGCCGGUCAGCCACAGAUCUGGCCCGACAGAUUGGCAGAGACGACGCCAGGAUGUUGAUGAACCACGAUCCCGACUCAAGAGUGCUGGAAAAGUACUACUUGAAUCUCUCGGGCUUUACGGAUAGGACUUCCCUUGGCCUAGGACUCACCGGCACCGAGCAUGACCAGAGUGAGACACUCACUGCAGAAAACCAUCCUCUGGCGAUAGGUGCCAUCGGUUAUAACAAUCCAGAGGCCAUGAUCAAACUUCAUGGAGCAGCGCUCAAUGCUGCAAUGGCAAAUGCAAUGGCCCAGCAUGGACCGAUCACGGGUACUUCCCACGAGAAGAAACUCACACUAAGAAGACUUCGUUAUGCUGUCAAAAAGUCUCUUCUGAGUGACGAAAGCCAGAAGCUGCGAGAGACAAUGAGUACCAUUGAGCAUAGUAAACGUGUUCAGAUGCUGAACAACUCAAAGAUGACUGAUCUCAUUAUUGAGACAUCAAGACUAGCAAUGGAGGAUAAGGCAGCUCUGGAUGACGACUCGAAUGACCCCUUGGUAGACGAGGCCACCGGGUUCUUCAAGGAAGCCAGCGAUCAUGAAGACUCCCCAGAGGAGGACCUCGAAAGUUUGCUUGUGCCUGGGGAUGAUGCCGUCGAAAGGACUGUCGAGGACGAGGAAGACGGGGAGGCAAUGAAUGACUCUCCCGAGAUUCUCUACGAGAUUCUUCUCGAUGGUACCAUGUCACAGCAUCAGGACUGGAAGAACAAUCCUUUGCAGUAUCCAAAAUGCAUCGACGACGAUGCGGUCUCUCAGAAGCAACAGGUAUAA